Molecule: messenger RNA, 2463 nt
Organism: Cucurbitaria berberidis CBS 394.84
Lineage: Eukaryota; Fungi; Ascomycota; Dothideomycetes; Pleosporales; Cucurbitariaceae
Exons: 2
Coding region: 1-2463 (820 amino acids)
Biological process (GO): vesicle-mediated transport
Cellular component (GO): cytosol; endocytic vesicle
Molecular function (GO): guanyl-nucleotide exchange factor activity; ubiquitin binding; small GTPase binding
Source: RefSeq, a predicted model, not a curated record
AUGUCUCCCCCGACGGCACCUCCGCAACUCGAUGAAGCUCGGCACCAGACCCAGGAAGAGAAGUUGGAUGAUGUGGUAGAUAGACAGGGGCCCGCAGCUACAGUUUUGGAAGACACCCUCUUAGAGAAGACUUCUCGGUCUGAGGAGAGGGGCAAUCAUGAAGACAUGACGAGCGAAGCGGGGCAGGCUAUCAAGUCUGAGGCAGAGGUUGGAGAGGCGGUAGAAGUGGCAGAUAAGGACCAGGUUGUAGAGGAAGAGCCAAAGUCUGCUCCUGCAGCGGGACGGCAGGUGGAACCUACCCAACCAAUAUCUGCGGAGCUCGAGGACAAGCUCGCAAACAAGACAGAGAGCAUGGCUCGAUCUUCAACAACAACACCGCCACCAGAACCCACACCGAAAGCCGCUGGCAAGUUACCUGUCCGCUCGCCUUCGCCCCCACCUCCGCCUCCGAAAGACGACAAAUACCUCUCGACGAGUAAUGUACCCAGCCGUACCACAUCUCCACUAUCACAAGGGAAGUCGAGUGGGAGGAACUCCGAGGACAACGCGGCAGCAGAAUACGCUGCGAAGUACGAUGGCGGGGAAGAUGCCGUCGAUGACUCGCAGACAGAGAUCCAGAGCAUCAUGGAGCAGUUCGAGGGGAGCGGAGGGCCGGGCGCAGACGACAUCAUGUCUCCACGGCUAGAGCUGGCAAGCCCCAUGCUGGAGUCCCCAUCAACCGCCUUUCCACCCCGACGAUCGAGUCUGGUGCCACUCGAUAAGCCGCUCCCCACCCCAGCCGACGACGCGGCUUCGAUUAGCCCCCUACACUCUCCGCCCCCAAGAACAUCUUCAUUGUAUCGCGUGGGGACCAACACAUCCUUCGAAGAGCCCACCUCGCCUAGCGCACACGCUUCCAAGUACAAACCUAUCCAGCCAGCUCCAGAGCCAGAACCAGAUUUACCCUUCGAUUUUCAUCGUUUCCUGGAGCAGCUGCGUCACCGCACAGCAGACCCAGUCGCCAAAUUCCUGCGUUCCUUCCUCCUUGAGUUUGGCAAGAAGCAAUGGAUGGUGCACGAGCAGGUCAAAAUCAUUGGCGACUUCCUCGAGUUCAUCAGCAAGAAGAUGGCACAAUGCGAGGUAUGGCGGACUGUCUCUGACGCCGAGUUCGACAACGCAAGAGAAGGUAUGGAGAAGCUCGUCAUGAACCGGCUAUACAACCACACCUUUUCGCCGGCGAUACCACCCCCAGAGCCCGCAUCUCCGCGGAAAGGAAGGCGAAGACAAGAGCCACCAGGCCCAGGGCGUAGAGGCCAGCACCAAGAAGACGUCGAGCGAGACGAAGUACUGGCUCAGAAGGUGCGAAUAUACAAGUGGGUCAAAGAAGAGCACCUGGACAUCAAGCCCGUCGGAGACAAGGGCAGAAAGUUCCUACAUUUGGCUCAACAAGAGCUACUAAAGAUCAAGAGCUACCGGGCCCCAAGGGACAAGAUCAUUUGCAUCUUGAACUGCUGCAAGGUCAUCUUUGGCUUUCUUCGCACGUCAAACUCGGACCAGUCUGCCGACGCCUUCGUUCCGCUCCUCAUCUACACCGUACUACAAGCGAAUCCCGAUCACCUCGUUUCCAACGUACAGUACAUUCUCCGCUUCCGGAACCAGGACAAGCUUGGCGGUGAGGCAGGCUAUUACAUCUCGUCACUCAUGGGCGCUGUGCAGUUCAUCGAGGGCCUUGACAAAACUUCACUUACCGUCACCGACGAAGAGUUCGAGAAGCACGUAGAAGAAGCCGUAUCUGCCAUCGCCGAACGCCACGCAAAGGAAGAAGCAGAGUCAUCCAACCCACCCCCACUCCUACAUCCCACCACACCGAACCACAGACGCAUGCCCUCACCACACUACCACCACAUCGUAGAAAAGGCAACCCCCCUCCGGCCCGAACUCACGCAACGGAACUCCAUGGAAGCAGAACGCGCCGGGGGCACACGUCGCUCGACCAGCGUGAAAGGCCGCAAGACAGAAACGGAUCCGCCCGAGGAGGAAAACGCCGCUGUAGCAGGCUUACUACGAACGAUACAACGCCCCCUCAGCACAAUCGGGCGCAUCUUCUCCGACACCGAUACAAGCACCACCACCACAUCAGGCCCAGCCACCACACCCCAGCAGGGCAACACACCGCGGCCCUCUUCAGAUUUCCCCGGCCAAACAGCGACAUCGCAGAUGAACGAGAAGCAGCAACGACCCUCCCACGAAGAAGAGCGGCACACGAAACAUAAACUCUCAGCCGACGAGGCAGCGGCACGGCAGGCCGCCGCGGAAGCAAAGCAGGCGAGGAGGAUACAGCAGCAGGAGCACAAGGUAGUGGUCGAGACGCUGGCGGGCAUGUUCCCACAGCUAGAUCGGGAUGUCAUCGACGACGUGGUGCGGCAGAAAGAGGGCCGUGUCGGUCUAGCCGUGGAUGUAUGUCUCGCGCUCGCGAACCCAUAG